AUGGAUUUCUCACAGAUAAGAAGGAAGGAUUUUAUAAUAAAAGAUGUAGUGUUAAGCAUGCGCGUGGUAGGGAUGGUUUUAUUCUGGCUGUCUGUAUGCAUAGCCACAGCGUCCAAUCCAAACAAGUCACAUGCAGACCCAUUAAGCAUAGCAGAUGAGAAGGAAUUUUCUUUCGCACACCCAAAAACUAGUGCAAUACGUGGUGCCAGGGAAACUAAGGAUAUAAAAGAAGGCGAGGACGCACUGAAGAACGCAAUUGCAUGCCUGCAAGAUCAGAAAUUCGAGAAUGAACUAGACCCAGAAAGGACUCCCAUGCUUGUCCAAGACAAACAAAAAAACACCUCUAUUGUAGGAGAAGAAAGCCCACACAGUUAUAAAAAUGCAGAAGACCAGAAAGUAUAUAUGGAUGAAAAGACGUAUAAAAAUGAGAUGCAAAUUCUAAAAAAAAUGACUGACUAUGCAAAUCUACAGUAUGAUAAGUUUAUGAUAAAUAAAAAAAAUGUUCAGGAUUUGGUAAAGAGGUAUGAAAAACAUAAUAGUAUGUACAAACAUGCCUUUAAAAAAAUAGAGUCUAUAGGCAACAAAAUCAAGAAAUCUGAUAACUUUUUUCCUGUUAAAAUACCAAGCAGAAAAGAGAUGGAGCACUUAAGUAUAGAGAAUGAAAUUAGUAUGCUGAAUACAAAGUCAAAUAAGCUAAAGGAAAAAGAAAGAGCUGAGGACGAAAUAUAUACCAAAGCUUGUGAUUCUACAAACGAGCUAGACAAGUAUAAGUACAGGUUGGGAGAAGACACCAUAAAAUACUUUAUGCAAAUAGUAGACACCGAGGAAAAAAUGAAUGCAGUUAUAAAAUGCAAUUUAGAGCUUGUUAACGUAAUGCAAGCCAAAGAUAAACUAUUGCUCAUACUGAGAGAGAAAGAGCUUAACUAUUUGAAAGAGGAUAAAAAAGACACACACUGUUUGGAAGCAAUAAUAGAAUUGUAUGAAAAGCGCCUGGGCUAUAUGGAUGCUAUGGCCAAUGCACUAAAUAACAUGAAUGAUAUCCAGGAUAUCAUUGUACUUGGGUCACAGCAUGUAUAUAACGAAUAUAAAGUAUAUUAUGCAGCAAAAAAGCUCUGUGAUCAACAAGAGGUAGAUUUAGAAGUAGCAAAAAACAGGCUAUCUGAACUAAGCGAUGAGGAAACAGAUACAACUCCAAAUACACCCAAACACGGGCGACUUGAGACUUCGGUUUAG
Nematocida ausubeli is the source of this 1233-nucleotide messenger RNA. RefSeq lists its product as uncharacterized. NCBI's taxonomy places the organism in Eukaryota, Fungi, Microsporidia. The transcript has a single exon. Bases 1 to 1233 code for a protein of 410 amino acids. The record is from RefSeq and is a predicted model, not a curated record.